Molecule: messenger RNA, 475 nt
Organism: Emiliania huxleyi CCMP1516
Lineage: Eukaryota; Haptophyta; Isochrysidales; Noelaerhabdaceae
Exons: 2
Coding region: 1-243 (80 amino acids)
Biological process (GO): proton motive force-driven ATP synthesis
Source: RefSeq, a predicted model, not a curated record
AUGUCCAUGGACCCGCGCUUCCCCGCGACUGGCGAGGCGCCGUACAUGAGUGUGCUCAAGGGCGACACGUUUUUUGCGCGCACCUUCCCCAACUACAAGAAGAUGUUCUUUGACAAGGGCUCCUUCCGCCCCGUCGUGCACGCGAUGCUGGUCGUAGGCUUCAUUGGCUACACGCUCGACUACUUUCAGCACCUGCGCUUCGAGCGGCACAGCUACAAGGAGAAGCAUUUGGGCGGCCACUGAGGCGGCGCGCAUACCGCUGGCUUUGCUCGAGGCUUGCGGCCCGCCGCGCGCGUUGGCCACGCGGUGAGCCAGAGCUCUCCUGUACUUGGGUCUUGAGCUGUGUGUGUGGUUCUCCCCUCCCCCCCCCCCCCCCCCGAUUCGCGACGCUGCGUGGUCUACGCACUCUCCACCCUGACCGUGGUCACACUGCACGACACAAGCAUGCGUAUCAUACACCGGUAAUUGAAGAGCA